Messenger RNA from Liolophura sinensis, 1095 nucleotides. RefSeq names its product thyrotropin-releasing hormone receptor-like. The transcript has a single exon. Gene Ontology annotation, molecular function: G protein-coupled receptor activity. Gene Ontology annotation, cellular component: plasma membrane. The record is from RefSeq and is a predicted model, not a curated record. Gene Ontology annotation, biological process: G protein-coupled receptor signaling pathway. Bases 1 to 1095 code for a protein of 364 amino acids. NCBI's taxonomy places the organism in Eukaryota, Metazoa, Mollusca, Polyplacophora, Chitonida, Chitonidae.
AUGAAUCCAGCUGCCGUUACCGUGGACUCGUGCACCAACUUAUCGGCGUUAGACAACCACAGCCAAGCGCUAAGUCCUGGAGAGUACGUACCAGAUAUAUUUUUCAAGCACGUAGUCAAGGUGUUACAGCUGUACUGCUUUCCAGUUGUCGUUGUGUUAGGCAUUUGUGGCAACACUGUAUCCGCGGUCGUUUUUCUUUCCACUCGACUUAGGAGACUGUCCUCUGCCAUAUACCUUCUGGUUCUCGCUCUGUCGGAUAGCGUUUUUUUGUUAACUAACUUUUUAAUAUGGCUAACCAGCCUCAGUGUGAACGCUGUCAAUGUGAACGGCGUCUGCCAGUUAACUGUGUAUUUUAACCACGUUUCAAGCUGCCUUUCUGCUUGGCUAGUUGUUGGAUUUACCGUGGAACGGUAUAUUGCCAUAUGUCACCCUUUAAAGAGACCCGAGAUGUGUACUGUAUUCCGGGCUAAGAUUGUAACCGCCAGCCUAGCCUUGGGAUCUGCCUUACUGUAUUGCUAUCAGCUGUGGAGCACACACCUAUCAAAUGUAAAUGGACCCAUGUGUGUUACAGUGGGACGACACGUGGAAGUUGUUGCUGCAAUGGGCAACGUAGAUGUUGUGGUCACCCUUAUUGUUCCUGUGUGCACCAUCUUUUGGUUGAACAUUACAAUGCUAAUACAAAUUUGUGGCAUCUAUAAAACGUCCAACGAAAUCCGGGCAUCUCAACAAAAUAAAGAAACAACAAGAAACAAAGCGCAAGUCAAAAUUACAAAGCUGUUGAUCAUUGUUUCAACGGUAUUCCUCGUAUUAAACUCCCCAAGCGGAGUGCUCAGGGUGAAGUGGUUCGCUCAGCGUCUCCUUAACAGUGAGUAUGUUCCGUCUGGACCAGAAAAAAUGCUUCAGCAAUUGUUUCAGUUUCUCUUUACCGUGAACUUUGCCAUUAACUUUGUUCUGUAUAGUUUGUGUGGGAACAAUUUUCGCAAAUCCCUCCGCUCAUUAUGUGGAUUCAAGAUCCUUCCGCGAAGACAUGUCUCAAAAUACUCAAUGAAAUAUUCUUCAGCUUAUGAUACAAAUACCAUGUGUGAUUCUGUCUGA